Molecule: messenger RNA, 5785 nt
Organism: Zingiber officinale
Lineage: Eukaryota; Viridiplantae; Streptophyta; Magnoliopsida; Zingiberales; Zingiberaceae
Exons: 9
Coding region: 85-5361 (1758 amino acids)
Cellular component (GO): nucleus
Molecular function (GO): metal ion binding
Source: RefSeq, a predicted model, not a curated record
UUAGGCCGCCGCCGCCGCCGCCGCCGCUGCGCCCAAUGUCUAGAUCACUCCCACGAGGCGUCGCUGUCGUCAUCCGAUCGUCGAAUGCCUUUCCCAAUUCCUCGCCCCGCUUCGCCUCCUCGUCUUCCUCCGCAGCAGGGCUUCGAUCGAGCAUCGCCGAUGGGUCCUCUGGAUUCACCUCGCCUCGCCGCCGGAUCCAGGUUCGAUCCGCACCCUCCGCCGCCUCACCGCUUGGUAAAUUCCGAUUAUUACUCUCGCCAAUCCCAUCGCCACCACCAUGUUUCGUUCCCUUCGCCCGCGCCGCCGUUUUCGGGCCACCUUGCCCGAUCCCUCCGCCGCCUUCCCGUCGAAGACGGAGGCCGCCUUCGCGUCCCUUACUCGCAAGGUCCGUUCCCGCAGCCACCCCUUAGAGUCCCCGACCGCUCGCCCCUUCUCGACGACGGCUACCCUUCGCCCCGGCCGCAUCUCAUGGGACCCGGCGAGCGUUUCGUCCAUGAUUCUCUGGAAAGUCGUGCUAUUGACGCCGAUAGGUUUAGGGUUGUCGAGGAGAGCCAAGAGUUGCUUCGAUUGAGGUGGGGGGAUGAGGAAAAGCGGCGCGCUCUGGCUUAUUCCCGUGAUAAUGUUUAUGGAGAGGAUUUUGAUGGAGAUUUGACGAGAAGAAAGAGACUGCGAUGGAUGGAAGACACUGGGCUGGAGGAGUAUUUGGGAGGCGCAAGCAAGAGCCAUCUUAGGGUUUGGGACAAAGAGAUCGACCAUGCACACCAUGUCUUGCUUCCUGGUCCUUCUGUAAUUCCAGUUCAUGCUUCCUCUCCUAGGGCUCCACGCCACUUUGUUGCCAUGGAUGUGAAGAGGGAAGCUGCUUCUGUUGCUGAAUGGCAGUAUUUGCUGCCACCGAUGAAGUCUUAUUCUGAUAAACAUAGAGAAGUUAGGAGAGGAGAAAGACCACCACAGUUGCCUUUUUUUUCAGAUAGGAAUAGGGAAAUAGGUAGAGAUAGAGAGGAUGUGAGAGAACUUGAUCCUGUUCUGGAGCGGCAUAUUAGAACACCAUUUCCCACAAUGCGAUCUCCAGGCGAUCCUUAUUCCAAUACAAAUGAGGAUUUUGGAACCAGUUCAGAUGUAUAUAAUGAGCCCACCACAGGCACAGUUUAUUCCUAUAAGGAGAAUUACUUGGGUGAUAAUAGAGGUAAAAGAAAGCUUUCCAACAGGGAGAGUGAUCAAAUUAUAAUUCGAUCAUCAGGGAAACAAUCUGCAAAGAGUCCCAGCGCUAAGCUCUUUAAUAAGGGGAAUGACCAAAUUAUGAUAUCUUCACCAGGGAAACAACCUGCAAAGAGGCCCAGUGCUCUUUCUAGGAUACAAUCUGGGGUAUCUGUUUGGAGCAGGCUACAGGAGAAAACAUUGGUUGGCACUGCACCUCCUGAAUCAGUUUCUCAACCCACUACUUUUAUUAAGCAUCAAUCAGAAUCACGCACACCUGAUCUCUCACUCAAAUCAAGUAGUCUUGUUGGUCAAAUGUCUUCUCCAAGAUCAGCCUUACUGGUUUCUGAUGGAAAAGGUCGUGAGACGUCGACACCCAAAAAGGUAGUGAAAAAGAAGAAGUUAGUGAGGAAGGGGGAGGAAUUUGCUACUCCUGUUGUUUCUGUAUCAGUGGUUCCCGAAGAGAAUGAUGGAAUCUCUAAGAUGCUCAUGCUGAACAAUCAGAAAAAGAUAGAUGAUCAAGAAGUGUCAGAUAAACAGGGAAGUUCCUCCAUGAAAGAUGUAAAUAAUGCUAGCCUUCAGAAUUCAUCAAGGAGGGCUGCUAGCACCAUGUCAAUAGAUGAGAACAUAGGGGAAGAAAAAGAAAUUUUCCAUUCUGUUGGUGGUGGAAAGAUCAAAGGAACGAACUGUAUUAUAGAAAAACAGGAAGUCGAACUUGCUAUUUCUGCUAAUUUAGAUCCUUGUUCUUCAGAAUUCAUAGACACAGAGACUGCAGAAAAGAAAAGUGUUUCAACUGAUCCUGCUAGGUAUGCUGAGGAGGAAAAGGGAAAACAAUUUGUUGAACUUGGACAAACUGUCAACCAAAACUGCACCAAUGCAAUAGUGGAUAUUGGAGUUGUAAGCAAUGGCAGUUCAAGUCCCAUUAAUCAUGUCAAUGUUGAGGGUAAAGUAGAUGAGGAAACUGGGCAGUUGCCAUCAGUUCUCCAGGCUCAAAACGCCAUGGAUGAGAAUCACAAUAACCAAAAUUUUGAUGGGUCAAAUGAUGGUCAGAAAUCUGGAGAUCUUGACAAAGGUUUUGCUGCAUUUUCCAGCAAGUACUCUUCGUCAACACUGAGAAAUAGUGAGCAGUUAGUCAUGUCAGUUGGUCAUAUUACCUCCUCUUUAACCAGCUAUAGCAUUAUAGAUGACAACUUAAAAAUGAAACAACAUACUGUUGGAAAGCAGCAUGUAGAGAUCAAUGCUCAUGCAAAAGAGCUAAAGGAAAUUAAUGGGCGUAACUUGAUGACUGGUAAGGGUUAUUUGUGCAUGGAAACACAGAAUCUUUCAGUCGACUUGGCUCCACAGUUAAUGGAUGCAGUUUCAGGUGGAUACCUUCCAGAGAUUACCAUAGAUGAGAAAGGCAACAGCCUUGCCUCACAUGCCAAUGUUGAAUCACGUCAAUCUGAUAGCUCAAAACCUAGGGAGGAAGAUUUAGUAGCUUCAUCCUUUUUUGUGUCUGAAGUUCAAGAUGUUUCACCUUGUAUAGAUUCUGAACAGCCUCAUUCAGGACUGCCUGAUAGAUAUGGUUGCAGUGAAGAUGGUUUGAUUAAAGAUGGUAGUAACCAAGAUCAGAAAGUAAUCAUAGAAGACAAGUAUUCAUUGGCUUUCAGAGGAUCCUUGGCAGCAAAAGUUGAAGGUGUUACAUCAGCUCAGAACAUUAGUUGUAAACCUAUGUUUGAUAAAGAAGUUAGCUUAUUAUCAGAUGAUGCUGUGAAGCAAAAACCCCUGGAAUCAAAAGAUAUGAAUGGACAAAAGCAAUUGAGCAAGAAGACAAUGCCAACUGUUGGACUUCCAAAAGAUACUCCAAUUCGAGAUAACUCAGUUAAUUCAUCCAAGGAAGCAGCUCGUUCACACCAGAGUUUGAGACACAAGACUUGGCAUCGAAAGGAUGUUCCCUCUUCAACUUUUCAGGGGAUUUUGCAAUCUCAUAAAGGUGGUUCAUUAUCAAAGCUAUCUCCAAGGAAGCUUGGAAAGAUUCAAAAUUCUUAUGUUCGUAAAGGUAACAGUCUUAUUAGGAAACCAUCUACAGGAACUCUUCAGCCAUCACAUUCUCUAGGAAGCUCAAGAAAAUUGAGUAAAGAUAUCACAGAGAAAAGCAUUGUUUUUGGAAGUAGUGAUAGUACAAACAAUAUGCGUACCUGUCCUAGUCCUUCUUUCGAGAGUAAACUAUCUACAGAGCCUACUCAGCCAUCACAGUCACUGGGAUAUACAAAUAAAUUCAACAAAGAUAUCAUAGAGAAAAGCAGUUCUGGAAACAAUAUUCUCAACUGUUCUAAUCCUUAUUUUGAGAGACUGAAGACACCUCCUUUGCCUCUUGUUGCCAAGUUAUCAAAUUCCACCGUAGAUCUUUCAUCUGAUGUUCCUCAUGCCUUGUCAGAGAAUUCUGUUCCUGAAGCUAGGACUGAUGUUCAGGAUACACCACUUGUUCUGCCUUCUGUUGAUAAUCAAAAUGUCACAAGGGAUAAAAUAUGUGAACCUUUGGGUAAGAGAAUGAUAUAUGUGAAACACAGAUCCAAUCAGUUGGUUGCUGCUUCAUCCCACAAAAUCAAGGAUUCAGUUAAUCCUUAUUUGGAUAAGAUUCCAGCAUUAGCUUCCUCAGCUUCAUCUGACUUUUACUAUAAGAAAAAUAAGCAUCAACUUGUAAGGAAUGUCUAUUCUUCAGAAGGGCAAAGUAGUGACAUGCUUCCUGGAAAUGGAAGCAUGGGUGAGCAGAAGGUUUCUAUAUCUACUGCUAAUGGUGUUGCUUCUAGUGUACUCAAGAAAAAAUCAAACAAAGCUCAACACAAACAACACAAAUACUCCAGUUUAUUUUCUCAUGUUUGGACAUUGUGUGGAAAACAACCAUCUAAAAAAGGUGUCUCAUCAUUAUCUCAUAUGGAAGUUCUUCCUUACUUAUUUCCAUGGAAGAGAGCUACAUUGCUACCAAGCCGCAAAUUGCAACUUGCAAGGAAAAAGGAUACACUCUACACAUUAUCGACUGAUGGGUUUUCUCUGAAGAAGCGUGGGGUGUCACGGCUUAGUAAAUCUAGUUUGAAAUGGUCAAGGUCCAUGCAAAGACGUUCAAAAGUAGUUAAUAAGGAGGCUGAAUUGGCAGUUGCUGAAGUUGAGAGGAAGAAUAAAGGACAAAACAAUCUUCCCUCUGUUUCUGGCCUUAAACAUAAUAUAAAUUCUGUGCUCAAUGAGCAGUCACGUGCUGGUAAUGCGGGAAUUGGAAAUGACAAUAUAUCUUCGGCUUCAGUAAAAUUAUUGGGAGGCAACAAUGAAUACGUUCGGAUAGGUAACGGUAACCAACUGGUGAGAGACCCCAAGAUACUUACUCGCAUUUUAGCCAGUGAAAAGGUUAGAUGGAGUUUGCACAUGGCCAGAUCGCGCUUGGCAAAGAAGAAGCAAUACUGUCAGUUUUUUACUCGAUUUGGCAAGUGCAAUAAAAAGGGAGGGAAGUGUCCAUACAUUCAUGACCCAUCUAAAGUAGCCAUUUGCACCAAAUUUCUUAACGAUUCAUGUUCAAAUUCAGAUUGCAAGCUUACUCACAAGAUCAUUCCAGAAAGAAUGCCCGAUUGCUCUUAUUUUCUACAAGGUUUAUGCACCAAUACAAGUUGCCCAUACAGGCACGUAAAUGUCAACCCUAAUGCUGCUGCCUGUGAAGGCUUUAUCAAGGGCUACUGCGCCGAUGGUGAUGAGUGCUGUAAGAAACACAGUUACGUGUGCCCAAUGUAUCGAGCAUCAGGCAAGUGCCUACAAGGAACCAAGUGCAAGCUCCAUCACCCCAAAACCAAGAACAAGCGGAAGGAGAGGAACGACAUCAUGGUACAAGGCAACACCUGGGGGCGUUACUUUGGUUCUGGUGCCAGUGAGAUCAGUGAGUCGUUACUAGUUUCUUCUGAUGCAAGAGUCGAGAAGGCCAAUGAUCUAUUCGACAAUGGUUGGUUUGCCGAGUUCAUUGCCCUCACCCCCUAUGAAAAUGACCGCGAAGCAUAUUUCAUGGACUCUGAGGAUGCUGCACAUCCAUCCCGCUUUGGAUCAGGUGACGGUGCUCUGCAGAAUGAUGACCCUGAUGCUUCAAUCAAGCCGAUUCGGAUCAUGAGAAAGGAUUAUCCACCACUGCCAUCCUUCACAAAUGGCUCGUAAAGUGAUGAUCACUAGUGAUUCAUCUCUUUUCCCAGCUAACCAAAUCCAUUCUUCCAUAUCAUAUUCUUCUUCCCUUUUUAUACUGACUCCUUUUCAGGUUGGAUGGAUUCCUGCUUCCUUCUCUGUAGCAUUUGGCUGUGGCUGAAGUUGGCUGGAGAUCCAGGUAAGCAAAUAUUGAUCUGAUCUGAUCUGAUAUAUCAUCCAUCAGCUCUCAGCAUCACGGCGAACCGCGAGAUGGUUUCAAAACCUACUGCAUUGAAGAUCUGAUAAUAGCACAUCAAACUAGUCGCAAACACAAAUGGCCUUGGUUUUUCUAUAGGCAACCUAAAACCAGAGAAUCUGUAUCGAAAUAUACCGUUUGAGGGGAAAAUAGUGAUGUAAAAGAUGUUAUUAAUGCAAUGAAAAAAUCGUACUCUUGUGGAAA